AUGAGUUUCCUCAAGGCUGGAGCUACCGCUACUGAAGCUGUUGAAGCAGCCAUCAGAUGUCUGGAGGACAAGGAAAUCGCAAACGCCGGGUUUGGAAGCAACCUGAACAUCGAUGGCGUGGUCGAGUGCGAUGCAACCAUUGUCGAUCAUUUGGGUAGAAGCGGCGCCUGUGGCGCUGUCCCAGGAGUCAAAAACCCCAUCUCCCUCGCCAAAAAGGUUCUGGACACGAGCACCCAGCCGUUGUCCCUCGGGCGAGUUCCGCCGAAUCUCCUCGUGGGUCAAGGAGCGAGGGAAUUCGCCGAUGCGCACGGAAUCAAGACCACUCGAAACGAGUCCCUGGUCUCAAAGAAUGCAAUGAGCCGCUAUCUUCGCUGGAACGAGGAGUUGAAGAAGGCCGAGGCGCAAAGGAAGGCACGCAAAUCAUUUUUCGGUGACUACUCCAGUGGGCAAAGGACACCGAGGAAGGGCGAUUAUGAAAACGUCGCAAACCGGGCUGGCAUCGCGGCACUUCGAGACCACACGAGUGCCAUCCUUAUGGGUACCUGGAACGAAGGCCAGCCUGACUCGCCCGAUUCUGGCGGCUCCGCUUUGGGCGAGCACGGAUCGCCCGCAGUCGCAGCCGCUCCAGCCUCAUCUCACACGUCGACACCGAAGCAGUCAGUAGAGUGCACAAACGUGAGAUCCGAAUCGCCAUAUCUCAUGACGGCCCCGCCUCCGUCUGCUUCUGGCCACGAUGGGCCGGGAAGUAGUGACACUGCAGAGGUGGAUAUGGCGGACGAUUUCGAUCCCUAUGGGGCUGAAACUGACGAGGACAUGGUGACGGACACAGUUGGCGCGAUCGCAAUCGACUUGCAGGGAAAUAUCGCAGCUGGAUCGUCGUCCGGAGGCAUCGGAAUGAAACACAGGGGUCGCACGGGACCUGCCGCCCUGGUAGGUGUCGGUACCGCCGUUGUGCCCGAGGACCCUGAUGACGACCUGGCCACUUCCGUGGCUGCGGUCACCAGUGGCACCGGCGAGCACAUAGCGACGUGCUCCGCCUCUGGGAAGUGCGCCGAGCGCCUCUUUCAGGGGAGCCGCCGUGGGCCCGGCGGACGGGACAUUCAGGAGGAGGAUGAACACGCCAUCCUAGAAUCCUUCAUCGUCGACGACUUUCUAGGCCAUCCCGGGGUCAGAAACCAGCACACGGCUGGGGCCAUCGGGGUCAUGGCUGUCAAAAAGGACCGUACCGGAGCCUACUUCUACUUUGCUCACAACACGGACUCGUUUGCGUUGGCUUCCAUGUCCUCAACGGAACGGGAGCCGCUCUGCGUCAUGUCGCGUCUUGGUAGGACCCGGCAGGUGGCACAAGGCGGGCGGAAAGUUCGCCUGCGGUGA
Messenger RNA from Chaetomium strumarium, 1374 nucleotides. Its product is annotated as nucleophile aminohydrolase. Gene Ontology annotation, cellular component: cytoplasm. Gene Ontology annotation, molecular function: threonine-type endopeptidase activity; asparaginase activity; beta-aspartyl-peptidase activity. Gene Ontology annotation, biological process: protein maturation. The coding region runs from base 1 to 1374 and encodes 457 amino acids. NCBI's taxonomy places the organism in Eukaryota, Fungi, Ascomycota, Sordariomycetes, Sordariales, Chaetomiaceae. The transcript is spliced from 2 exons. The record is from RefSeq and is a predicted model, not a curated record.